AUGGAUUUUCUGCAGAUAAGGGUUUGGUUCCAGAACAGAAGAGCCAAAUGCAGGAAGCAGGAGAACCAGUUACAUAAAGGAGUCCUGAUUGGAGCAGCGAAUCAGUUUGAAGCUUGUCGUGUAGCGCCAUAUGUCAACGUGGGGGCUUUACGAAUGCCAUUCCAACAGGUGCAGGCGCAGCUGCAGCUGGACAGCGCCGUGGCUCACGCGCAGCACCACCUGCACUCUCACCUGGCGGCGCACGCGCCCUACAUGAUGUUCCCCGCGCCGCCUUUCGGGUUGCCCCUGGCGACGCUCGCGGCGGAGUCGGCCUCCGCCGCCUCAGUGGUGGCCGCCGCCGCUGCGGCCAAGAACACGAGCAAGAACUCCAGCAUCGCCGACCUGAGACUGAAGGCCAAAAAACACACGGCGGCGUUGGGACUGUGACAGAGAGGACACGAGGAGACACUGAACCAAAACUGCUUACAAAGUGAAGUGGGAGGUGGGGGCGCGAAAAAGUAUCGACGGACGUAAUUUAUGUUUUCUCAUUGAAGGAGGACGAGUAUAAUUAUAAAAUAUAGGCUAUUUAUGAAAUACAAUGAGGAAGACUGUGACGUGAUAGCCUACACAGAAGCCUAAAGAGGCGGACGGGGUGGACGGCGACGCGGGGACAGACACCCCGACGACGAGGAGGAGGAGGAGGAGGAUGCAGCUGGGUCGGUCGAUUCUUUGUCAAACAAGGCGAACCAUUCUGCAAUUUUUCCUGUUUAAAUAUUGUAUUCUUGUUGUUAUGAUUUCUUUUCGAUUCUACAUAGAGGCUGGCCUCAUAAUAUUUCAAAAGAAAAGGAAAAAAAAAA
Messenger RNA from Poecilia reticulata (guppy), 836 nucleotides. The record is from RefSeq and is a predicted model, not a curated record. Lineage: Eukaryota; Metazoa; Chordata; Actinopteri; Cyprinodontiformes; Poeciliidae.